AUGACAAUGCAACUGGCUUACUGGGAUAUCCGUGGGGUAAGUUGGUCCGUGUCUUUGUUACAGCUCGUGAUGCAGCGCUGUGGUCGUUCCCGGCUGCAGCUGGACAUUCACCAGGUUCACAGACCUGUUAGUGUAAGCUAAGGCGGUUUUCUAUUCGAGUACUUUGAGUUCACUUCUUCAGGAGUGUAUGAAGCCAGUGUCUGUGAUUGAGAACCUUGCGCUACAAAUGUUACGUAACAGACGUUGUCCACGUACACGUGCUCAGAUAUUAUAAUUAUGAUGAACAGAUUCAGGAGUCCUAAUUUGAAUGAUAAAACUUAUGGCAUAUAUUUACCCCCCUCUCUGUUUGAGGUCAGUGGUAGCACAGUUACACUUGCUCUCAAUGACCAGUGUACCGAAUAUCCGGCUACUCGACCGUGAACUCCACUAACACGACUGACCGGAUGUUGUUCUUCAAUGAGCAGAAAAUGUGCCUUUUAUAUAAAGCUGUGGGCUUUUUGUAUGGCUUUCAAAAGCAGCUCUUGUCGUCAUAAAAUUACCCCAAACCUGACCAGUUCAUCAUGCAGCGUCUUGCGCAUCCCGAUUACAUAGCUAACUAUUAAGCAGGUCAGGUCAAAGGUCAACUGUCAGAUCUUUGUAUACACUCGCAUCAUGCAGGGCCUUAUAUGUCCCCUGGGUCCAGUCUGCAAAAUUCAAGAGAGUGAGAAAUAAUGUAUGACAUGCACAAGAAUGCAUGUGCCUAUAUUGUUCUUGGGGACAGAAAUGUGUAAGCAAAGUUGAAAUAACCAACUAAUAUAACCUUUAACCCUCCUCCUGUGUUAGCUUUUACUUCCAUAGACUUUGUAAAGUAUAUGAAUACUGGAUAUACUGUAUAUACUGUAUCCAGUAUAUAUGGUCUAUGUUUACUACACACCCACUGUGUUAUGGGUUGGUUUUGACCCGUGUCUUAAAUCAGCUGUAAACUACACUAAAAACAUUUCCCUAUCAUCCAAUUUUGUUCUCAUCUUUGGGUUACCUUGUAAGGCUUAAUUAUCAAUGAAAAUAUUGCUUAUAAUAGUUUUUGUCGUGGUCCUCUGGGUCUUUCUUUGUCAGUAUACCCCUCAUACAGACAUCUAUAGUGAAGUGAUCUCACAUGUCUGGACAUGGAGGAAAAACAUGGCAAAGUGAGAAUUUCCUAAAUCAUAUGUGCACUACCUGGCAGUGCACAUAUAAUUUUAGUUUUUGCUCUAAUUUAUAGAUAUUAAUCUAACCAGGUCAACAGCGACCCUAACACGACAAGUGCCAUAAUUUUAAUAAGAGCAUUUUAUAAUUUAGUCAGUCUCAUUUUUUAUUUUGUUGAAAUAGAGGUUCCUGACAAAGUCAAAAAGUCUUGAUGCAGAAAAACUAAUUUAAGUGGUUCUUUUUAAGCAUUUAUAGAACAAAAACAGGUUGGUACAGACCCUAACACAGGAGGAGGGUUAAGAGGUAUUAUGAUUUAUCGUUGUUUUUUUAAUAUACUUUGAAUCUUGUGCAGCUCGCCCAGCCCAUCCGCCUGCUGUUGGAGUACACUGGCCUGAAGUACGAGAACAAGUUCUAUGUUUGCGGUGAAGGUAAAGAGUUUAUGUUUCAUGUUACAACUAAACAGUUUUGAUCAUUUUCAUCUUAACAGUGAAAAAACUCUCUGACCUUUCAAUUCUUGUGAUUUUAAUCACACAGCUCCUCAAUAUGACAAGAGCUGCUGGUUUGAUGAAAAACCCAAACUUGGAAUGGAUUUUCCUAAUGUAAGUUAGUUUAAGCUCUGAGUAAUGUUCUUCAGUGUUCAAGUAUUGAGCUUGUUGGGUAAACUGUCGACUGAUACAGAUUUCUUUUUCUUUUUUUUUGGUUAUAGCUGCCCUACUUGGUGGACGGAGACAAGAAGAUCGUACAGAGUAAUGCCAUCAUGCGGUACAUUGCUCGCAAAAAGAACUUGUGUAAGUAGUAGUGUUUCUAACCUGGUGAUUUAUUCAAAAUAAGAAACGUGGAUGUAGAAUUUGAUUGACCUUUGAAUUGAAACUGGAAUUUGAUUGAAUUCCAGUUUCAAGUGCAAAAUCUCACUUUUAUUCUCUCCAUUUUCUGAUCACAGGUGGAGAGACGGAGGACGAAAAGACCCGUGUGGACAUCCUGGAGAACCAGUCCAUGGACUUCAGGAACGGCUUUGUCAGGAUGUGCUACUCUGACUUCGUGAGCACCACAUUUAAAAUUUGAAUACAUUGAAUAUGUCAUUUCACUCCUUUGAAUUUGCACUAACCCCAACCAACAUCAUCUCUGCAUCUUCAGGAUGCGAUCAAGCCGGGGUACCUCAAGAACCUGCCAAGUGUACUGAAGCAGUUCUCAGACUUUUUGGGAGACAGGAAAUGGUUUGCAGGUGACAAGGUGCGGUGACUGUUGAACUUGAGAUUUUUAUAGCUGUAUUUCUUAUUCCAAAAAUCCUAUUUGACAUGAUAUGGCCAUAUAAAGCUAUGACUCAGCAGAUGUUUUGUUGUCUGAUGUAGCGAAAAAACAGUUUUUAAUUCAUGUCUAAAAAAGCCUGCAGGGUUAACCCUUUAAUGACUUCACAUGCAGGUCAACUGACUAAUGACUGAUGUAAAACAGUCAGUCAGCAGCUUUUCAAAGUCUCGCCUUUCUUUACUGUUAAAUUGUUAACAUUACUAUGAGUCUUUUUUUUUUUUUUUUACAAUAGAUCACUUUUGUGGACUUCAUUAUGUAUGAGCUGCUGGAUCAACACAGGAUGUUUCAUCCUGAAUGCCUGGAUGACUUCAAGAAUCUCAAAGAUCUUCUAAGUCGUUUUGAGGUGAUGACACUCCCGUUUUUAAUUCAAUUUAAUUUUUCUUCUUAUUGUUUUCUUUAUAAAAUAAGAACAAGAUCAUCUCCCAUCACUGUUGAAAAUAACAUUUAGGAAUGACACUUGACCUUUGGCCUCCUGUGUCUUUGUGAAAGUCUCAGUGUAAGAUGUAUAAAUGUAAUUAAUGGCAUGUGAGUUUCUGUUUUGAUUGUGUUUUUGUUUUUUUCAUCACAGGCUCUGGAGAAGAUUGCUGCCUACAUGAAGUCAGACAGAUUCAUGAAGACCCCUGUGAACAACAAGAUGGCCAAGUGGGGAAACAAGAAAGAGUAG
This is a messenger RNA of Xyrichtys novacula (pearly razorfish), 3130 nucleotides long. The record is from the annotation of a GenBank genome assembly. NCBI's taxonomy places the organism in Eukaryota, Metazoa, Chordata, Actinopteri, Labriformes, Labridae.